Pelobates cultripes (western spadefoot toad) is the source of this 11785-nucleotide messenger RNA. The record is from the annotation of a GenBank genome assembly. NCBI's taxonomy places the organism in Eukaryota, Metazoa, Chordata, Amphibia, Anura, Pelobatidae.
GGGAAGCACACUCCCGGCAUGCCUUGGGGCCGGAAGUUGAAAUCAAAGUGGGACUGGGUGAUCGCGUUACUCUGACAGCCAUGGUCUCCAUCCUGUCUCGUGGAUUUGGCCACCUUGUGAGGUCCUUGGCCGAGCUGAGCUUCACACCGAGAACAAGGUGGCGGCCAUACUGCCUUCCAUUGAUACUGCUAGCUGCCCUAACCCCCCCCCCCUCUGUACUGGGCUGCUCCUUUAUCCCACUUACCAACACUGCAAGAAUAUCCCAUAAACCCACACCUGCUCCCCCUACCUCAUGGCUAAUUCAAGGGUCUCCAAACUCUGGCUCUCUGUAUGGUGCUGAACUACCACUCCCAUGAUUCUCCAUAUGAAAUACAUAGCCAGAGGAUCAUGGGAGUUGUGGUUCCCCAAUAUUUGGAGGAUCAGAGUUUGGGGGAAACCUGUUCUGAGCUAAUUUACUGAUAGAAACUGCAUACCAUCAUAUCUAUUUUUAUUAUUUAUGUCCAUAAAUUCAGUUCACUCUUAUUCUGCUCAAUACUCAUAUAGUACUAAGAUUUAUGUUACUUUCCACAAAUAAUGUCUGCCUUUACUGUUUUGGGUUUGUUUUUGUUUUUUUGUAAAGAAAAUUUCUAGAUGGCCAUACCUGUCCUUGUAAAUGUCGUCAUGUAGUUUUAUUUACAAAAGUGCUCCCCCACCACUAUAUAUGUACUUGAAGGAUAAAGUUGUCCGUGCGGAAUAACUAGAGAUUGUAUGGUACACAGCUGCAAAGAGCAAUCUUUGACCCGAAUUAACAAGGUUGUUCUUGGUAGUAUGUGUACUUAGGAAUACAAAGAUAAUUUCAUGUUUUAGGCGGAAAUGGCUGAACUUAAAACACAGCUGAGUUGGAUAAUGUUUUUCAGUUUACCAUAAAAUUGCAAUAAUUUUAAAAUCAUACUUUUACAGGGUUAUUCACUAAAAUGAGAAUUCAAAGUAAAUUCCAAAUGUAAUUUAAAAGACCACUAUAGUGCCAGGAAAACAAACUCGUUUUCCUGGCACUAUAGGGUUAUUAGGUCCCCCCUCUAGCUGGGCUGAAGGGGUUAAAACCUCCUUAGCCACUUACCUUUAUGCAGCGCCGGGCUCCCUCGGCACUGGUGACCUCUCCUCCCCUGCAGACGUCUGCUCCUGAUUGGAGCCGCAUGCGCAACCAGAGCCGCACGUGCAUUUAAACCGCCCAUAGGAAAGCAUUACUCAAUGCGAUUUUUGCAUUGAGGAUCGCAGAAGCACCUCUAGUGGCUGUCUCCUGGAUUAACCCUCAAUGUAAACAUAUCAGUUUUUCUGAAACUAUGUUUUCAGCUGCAGGGUUAAAACUAUGGGGACCUGGCACCCAGAUCACUUCAUUGAGCUGAAGUGGUCUGGGCUCCUAUAGUGGUCCUUUAAUGGGAAGCAUAACUGACAGGGAGAAUUUUUCCAGUUUGACUACCUUGACCGUAAAUUUGAAAUUUACCUUGAAUUCUCCCUUUAGGGAAUAACCCAAUUAGUGAAUAAACUUGUAAAAUGUUUAGACAACGUGCCCGAAGAACCCUCUCAUGACAUGCCUUUUUUUUUAUAGAUUUUUUUUUUUUUUAAAUGUUUUUUUUGCUAGUUUUCAUUAUGUGCCGCUUGCACGGUUUUGGGGUUUUCAUUAAACUCCAAAUUGUAUAUAAUUUACAUCCAAAUUGUUAUAAUGAGGACAAAAUAGCUGGGAAAAAACAACUCUGCUAUAGUCAUCUUCACAGGUUUAGUAGCGAUUCUUUAGCUUAAAGGAGCACUAUAUUGCCAGGAGAACAAACCUGUUUUUUUUCUGGCAGUGUAGGGUUAUUAGGUCCCUCCUCCCGCUGGGCUGAAGGGGUUAAAACCAGAGUCGCGCUCGCAUUUAAACGGCCCAUAAGAAAGCAUUACUCAAUGCUUUCCCAUGGGGAUCUGAACUCAAGCUGCUAGAGUUCAAUGCGAUUGUCACACUGAGAAUCGCGGAAGCGGCCUAGAGGCUGGAUUAACCCUACCAUGUAAACAUAGCAGUUUCUCUGAAACUGUUAUGUUUUCAGCUGCAGGGUUAAAACUAGGGGGACCUUGCACCCAGACCACUUCAUUGAGCUGAAGUGAAGGGUGCUUAUAGUGGUCCUUUAAAUUAUAGUUUGCUAUAUGAUUUUACUGAAUGGCUCUGUGUGAGAUCAGUGUCUCAUCACUCCAUGUUAGUAUUUGAAUGUGUUAUUUUUAUCCUUAAGUUGCAACAACCUUCUCUGCGGAGUCUCAGCUGUACAGUGUUCAGCAACCAGGUGGUUUUCCAAAACCCAUAAAAGUGAUGACCAUCUAAAGCGACCCUUAACAGGAUACAUUCGUUAUUCCAUUCAGCAACAACCCCUACUAAGCAAAAAAUACCCAGGUAAGAGUUUAAUGAUGAAAAUGGCCAAAUCCAUGUUGAUUGAGUUUCGUUAAACAGCUAUCCACUCUGUUUUCUCAGAAAUUGCGGCCAUUAACUUAUUUUCCUUUUAGCAAAGUAAGUAAAAAUGAAACUCCUCAUUAUAUAGAAUAGUCUAGGGCUUAAAAUGUCUAGUGCUAUGCUACUAGCCAAGCUUUAAAAGUUGCUUGCCAUUCCAAGCCAUAGUAUAAAUCUCUAUGGCUAAAUUAUCACUCGCCAAUGCACAGUGGAAAGCCCAUACUAAUAAUUAUGUAUGCGUGGCUUUUACCCUUACUGCCUUAGUGACUCCUAUAAUUGUUUUGACAUUUGAAUACAUAAUAUAAAUAAGAUCUUUCCGUUUACCCUUUAACAGGUGCAAAAAUUACAGAACUUGCAAAGAUGAUAGCUCAGGAAUGGAGAGGACUUCCUGCUUCCGUCAAAGAAGUAAGUAAACAGUAUGAAAAGAAAGUAUUUUUUCAGACUAAAGUUCAACAGAAUUUUUCUUCUAAAAGUUUGUGUCUUUUAGUGCACAAUAACCCUCUGGUUAAUUGUUUUUACAUAAAUAAUUUUGUAGUUGUUUAUUCCUUGAUAUUGACAAAUAAAAAUAAAUGUUUUUUUCUACAAAACGAGUCAAAAUGUAUUAAUAAUGUAUGUUGUAUACAUGUUUUUAUUUUCCCACUACCCUGCCCUCCACACACAUCUGCUUAACUAAUUGCAUUAUCUAAUAUAUAUUGUUCUUUUCUUCAUUAGUAUCCUACCUUUUGUGAUGCCAGAAUAAAUAAGAUGCUCUUAAUAGGAGCUUAUCAUUCUGGUUAAUGGUGGCUGAUAUGCCACUGCCUCCUGUCCAGUAGAUAAUUAUGGAGUUAGUUCUUUAUCCCCAAAGAGGAGUUUCGUUCGUCGCAUAGGACAAUUGGAUAUGCAGUUUAAAGUGAUAGCAGCCAUACUAUGACGGCUUUCAGUUUUAUAAGGACCUGUGAGACAAACACUGUUAAAUUAACCUAACUAUAAGUGCCUGGAAAUUAGCACUUUUAUAAUUUGAGGCAGAAAUGCCUCUGUGACUGUCACUCAGACAGCUAGAGUGAGAUAUGCCUCCAUAAGCUGAGCUAAUAAGUGUUAGGUGCGCUGGGCCCAGAGCGUACCUGCCUUCCCUCCUCUUAAUAAGCUGUACUACACUCAUUGAGACGCAUUUGAAAGCCACAGUCAAAUGUGUGUGUGUGUGUGUGUGUGUGUGUGUGUGUGUGUGUGUGUGUGUGUGUGUGUGUGGCUCCAGCACACAGGCUUCCUAUAGAGAAGCUCCAGACUGGUCAUUUCCCUAGGACAGACUGAAAAGGGGGAAGGGAGACUUGUAUAGGCUGUAGACAGUGGGCCUGCAGCUUUUGUGAAAUGUUUUUUUUUCCAUAUAGCUCCAAAGAAAAUAUGUAAGAAUACAUGCAUGUUUUCUUCUGGGGUAUAUCUACCGAAUAGUUAAAAAUAUACAAUAAUUUCAAUGUGUUUCUUUAACAUAUGGCAAUACAUUAAAUAGACAACAUGUGCAGCACAAUAAGAGUGCAUAGGAGCACUGACAGAAUAAUUAUCCUGUGUGAAUGUCCGUGAUCUGACUCCUUAAUUAAAGGAUUUCCCUAGUAAGUGGGCUAAUCUGAUAACAAGGUUGCUGGGUUAGGACCUGCCAAAAAAGGGUAUAUUGGUGUUGUGCCAGGUGAAGUCAAUGUAUACUCAUAUACUGUAACUAAACCCCCAUUAUUUUUGCCUAAGUCAGUUAUUUUUUUAUUAUGUUUUUCCAAAUAAUGAAUGUUGUGAGCCUUGAAAUUGCUGUGUAGUGAUUGCGUGAGUCUGCUGGAUCUUGUGUGUUGUAUUAAAGAACUCCAGCAGCAUCCUUAAAAUGUAUGCAUGUUAGUGUAGCCCUCUUGGUUUCAAAUAUAUAUUUGGGAGUCCAAGCCAACUCCUGUGGCUUUGCACCCCUUCCUGUCACAGGUCCCAAUUUAACCUUGUCCCAAAGAGAGCAUAAGGAGGAAGCAUUUCUCAAGUAAGUGGAUUAAUCUUAUAAAAGCAGGCAUUAGGUUGUUAGAAUAGGACCUGCAAAAAAAUUGAGUAAAUUGGCAUUGAGGCAGGCUUAUGCAAUGUAUAUACUGUAACUAAGUCUCCAUUGUUUUUGCUUAUGUCAGGUGUUUUUGAAAAAACGUUUUGUGAGUGCUCCAGAUCUUGUAUGUUGUAUUCAUUGGCCCCAGCAGGACCCUUAUAAUUAUGCAUGUUCAAGUGAGCGCAUUCCUCUUGUCUAUAUAUAUGUAAAACAUACCUAUUGCCUAUUUUUAGCCCUAUCUGGAAGCUGCGAAAUCUGAACUGAAAAUAUACGUAGCAGACUUGAAAAAAUACAAAGAAACGUUGUCUCCAGUGGAAUUACAAGCAUUGAGAGAAGAAAGGAAACACAAGCGAAGCAAAAGAAUUAUCAUACGCAAAAAAAGGGUAGGAUUCUUUUUCUAUGCGUAAAAGUUAUAUUUUUAUCUUUUGACUAAAGAUGCUCUUCUCAACAUUCAAUUUUAAUCCAGAAACCAGAGUUUUAUAUUUUACUAGAUAUUGUGUGUGUUUGUAUAUAGUGUGGCAGAUUAGAUUUUAAAACAUGAGAAAUAUCCAAUGUAUACAUGCAGGGUAGCCACAGAAAGGUUCCUGCUUUUCCUCAUACUUGCAUCCGUUUAUGGAAGCUUUACUUUUUGGACAGGUUACAGGUGGGUGUCUGUGUGCGACAUAGACAAAUAUUCAACUUCACAAUCAACAAGAGUAUGAGAUAAUCAAUUGGUUUGCUUUUUCUGUUUGUGUAUGUAUUAUGCAUUCGGCCUGCAUAACAUACAGAUUACUUGCAGUUUAAAAUGGUCCUGUUUAUCCAUUUAAGCUGCUCAGCAUACCAUAGUGAAGUUUGGAGAUGUAAGUUUGCAAUAUUGAAGCCAUGGGAUAUAGUAUAGACAAAAUAUAAAAUUAUGGAUAUCAUCGUUUCAUUUAUUUGACACUAAUUGGGAAAGUUGGUGAUCUCCAGCUCAUUACAAACACAUCUGCUCCACUUAUACUUCUCACUCACCACAAUCCACACCUUGUUCCUCCAUUUCUUCCUCUGGUCCGCAUUACUUUAAUUAAAUGUAUUGUCAUGACCCUAGUCUGCAGUGCUAUCAAUACAACUGCACUCCCACUGUAUCUAAACACCUCAUACACACCCCAACCAUCAGAUAACACACAAAUAGUGCAGAACUAGCAAAUGCCCAAUUAACAUUAGUUAUACAAAUAUUAUGUGAUUUUGGGGUUGAAUUGACAUAUACUGGAGUCCUUGCUGACUGCAAAUGGUAGAGCACUAGAUUAUUAUUUUAUGAAACACCAUAUUCCACAGUGCCGUACGAUGGAUAUGUGUUUAUGCCUUUAUCUCUGUCCAGUUCUUUGCUGUUGAGCAGAAAGGAACAAAAAAAUCAAGAUCUAGGGAUUGCACAUAAUAAAAGCUUAGAGCAUUCAUUUAAUCUCACCACUUCUUCCUGCAAAUACUGAAUCCUGAUCUAUUCCCAAAGCACCCAUCUGUUAUUUCUUUACAACCUGUUACCUACUGUGAGGACCCUUUAAAUAUUAUUCUAUUUUUCUUCACUAUCUUGAUGCUAACGAAAAUCCUCUAGCCUCCCAGAAGGUACUAAUGUAAGAAGUCCUGAGAGCUUGUUAUCUAGAGGGCAAAUGUGCAUUGAGACAAAAGAUUGUGUGCAAAAAAACCCCCAAUAAUUCAAGUAAGAUAAAUCAAUCCAGAAUUGUUCCACUAGAAGGAGCACUGUUUUACAAUCAAUAAACUGUACACAGUAAGCAUGUAAAAAUAUAAAUAAUAGUAGUGUUUUUCACUACACAUUGAAUGUGGAGUAAAUAUAAUUGAAUAUACAUUAAGCAAAAUGAUAGAAUUAGAGAGAAAACAUAUCAAUGUAUUUUGAGCUGAGUUGUAUGUACAUGUGGACAUUUAUGUUCUGAUUUUUAUUUUAUCUAACAGGAGUUGUCAUUACUGGGAAAACCAAAGAGACCACGCUCUGCAUUUAACGUCUUCAUGUCUGAACACUUUCACGAAGCUAAAGGGGCCUCAGUACCGGUAUAUAAGAGACUAUUUGUUUUUUGAAACUGAAAAUGUUUAUGAUGAAUGUUAAGAAAAAUGCUAUUAGAGUCAACUAACUUAAAUACAUUUUGUUUUUUAUAGUCAAAGUUGAAGAAUGUGCGUGAAGACUGGAGAUGUCUGAAUGAUUCACAAAAGCAGGUGUGUAUUCAAAUGUACAUUGCAGUUAUUUAAUUGUACAUUUAAAAAAAAAAUUUUUCUGUUUAUUUUAUCUUUUCAAAGAGCCAAUAUCAUUUCUCAUAUAUUGUAGAACCAAGUAAAAUUGUAAUGUUGUAAGAAACUUAUACUAAACCAGGAUACUGGAUUAUUUACAUCUCUCAUACACUUACAGAUGGCAACUUAUGUUUUUUUAUUUUUUAUUUUGCCUUAAUAAAAAUUUGCUUGAAAUCUUAUUUAAUCUGAUUUAUACUGAGAUUAAAGGGAAACUAUAGUCACCAAAGCAACUUCACCUUAAUGCAGCUGUUCUGGUGUCUACAGCCUGUCCCUGCAGGCUUUUUAAUGUAAUUUUAUCAUGCAAAAGGCAGUGUUUACAUUUCUGCCUAGACGGCCACUAGAUGUGCUUCCUGUGCCCGUGCCGCACUGGCGUUCAGCGUCUCCACACUCUGCAUGGUGGAUCUGCAUGUAAUGCAUCUCUAUGAGGAAAUGCUGAUGCAGCCCGAUUUAAGCCAGCAAUGUAAAACAUUGCAGUUGGUGAGAAACUACAGUGGUCACAUUGCAGGGUUAACUACACAUCUUUUGGCUGUCCUGCAGACUGCCACUAGAAGUACUUUAUGGUCCCUAACAAAGCUUUACUCCGUGAAUUGAUGUUCGGUGUCCUUGCGCUUUGCAUGAGGAUGUCUAAUAUCUUUCAAUUCCUCAUAGGAAAGCAUUGAUUUAGUGCCUUCCUAUGGGUAAGCUUUAAUGCGUUUGCGUUGAACACCGUGCAUGUGCAUCAAGUUUUACUAUUGAUGUCUACUAAGGAGGAGACCUAGCCAGCCCCAAGGGGACCUCAAUGCUAGAAACAGGUAAGUGGGCAAAAAGAUUUGUAUUCCUAACACUCUAGUGUUCCUUUAAAAAUGUGUACAGUUAAAAAUGUGAAUGGUGGUGGUCAAAGUUUACCUUCACAUCCAUUCACUUGCUAAAUAACACAGUAGAUUUAGUGAGAACUGCUAGGAAGAAUUACAUUCAAUUAGUCAACACUAAUGUCUUUGCAGGCAUAUAUUCAGCUAGCAGAAGAUGACAAGAUUCGAUAUGAAAAUGAGAUGAAGUCUUGGGAGGACCAGAUGAUUGAGAUUGGACGUGAAGAUCUUGUUCGACGUAAGAAGAAACUGCAGUUGGCAAAAUUGAAAGGAGCAUCUAAAAUGCAAAACUUUAAAGGGACACUGAAACAUAUGGACAAGUCUAACAAAUUCAAAGAAGGGAAGAACGCAAGUAGUAUCACGUUAGAGAAUGAGGAAUAAGUAAUUACUUAAUCACUCUUUGUAUGGCCUCUAAAUGUUGAACACAAGAAGUACGAGAUGCCCAGUGUACAACAGAAACUGGUUAUGCCAAAUGUAAGACAGAAUGUCUGUUCACAACACCAAGGGCAUAGUCCUGCAAGCAUUUCUUCUGUGACAUAUUUUUGUCAGACAGCACUGGUUUGAUUGAAUUAUGAAGGUAAAUUUUACUGUAAAGAUCUUGUUUUUUUCAUAUAACAUGUUUCAGUAAAACCAUUUCAUCAUGAAUAAUCAAUAGAACUCCCUCCAUUUUGAUUACAAUGCUUUUUAUAUAAUUUUUCUUUAGUCUGUGGUCUUUCUUUUAACAUUUAAUUAACCAAAAUUCUCAUUCCUCUAGGUUUAGUUAGGUAGUUGAAAUAAGUAGACAAAGCUUGUUGGAAUUGGAUAAAAGACUUACUGUUAUCUUUAUUAAAAUAGCUACAACAGGGCUGGCCUAACCACUAAACAUAAUCAAUUAUUUAUUUAAAUGUACAGGGGGGGGAACGGAUUCAAAUGUUAUUCAUAUAAAAGUACAGAAGAAAAUGUGAUUGUCUAUCUGCUCUGCUGACUACUAGAUGUAAAUGGGGUAGACAAAUGGCGGAUUGUGAAUUACCAAUCAUUCUCAGUGUUUUUCCACUCUCCACACGCAGAAACAUUUGCAUUUACAGCAACAAUGUACAAAUUAUCACCUGUCUGGAAAUAUAUAUGGAAAAGUAACUCUGUGUGCACGUGGUCACCUGUUUGUGUGUAUGCAUAUACAAGCACAUUCCCCAAUACCUAGGUACACUCAGUGAUACCCAUACGCAUGGAUAUGAGUAGGAUGGGAGCUGUAGCGACUGCUGUAGAUUGUGGGAUCAUUAUAAAUGAUAAGUUAUUUAUACUGUGGAAAGUUUAUCUGGGGGCUGGUGAUAAGUGGAAAGCUUUUAUCUGAUACUGUAUUUCUCUCAAUAGGUGGCCAGCGAUAGACUGAGAGCAUAGUUCCAUAGUUUUGGAGCUUGGAAGCUUGAUUUAAUAAGACCAUAUGACUAUGUUGCAUUUAAGCCUGCCACUGCUUACAAAGUGCACCUAUACUACUGGGUCCUAGUCUACUUUUUUAUUUUAUUCUAUUCUGUUCAAAAUGCCACUAAAUUGUAGUACAGUUGCUAGGAACACGUAGACCGUGAUGAAUUGUCAGCAUAUAAUUUUUUCUCAGUCAUAGCUUGGCUAUUUUUUAUUUAUUUAUUCAUUUUACAAAAUACAGACAUUACAUUAAUAGACAAUGGUAUAGUAUAAGUGACCUUGAAGUACAGUUCAUGUAUUCGAAUUACAUACUUUAUAUACCAACAACAAUAAGCACACGUGCAGAACGGGUCACUGGCCAGCUGGGGGUAUUAUUUAGAAGUAGAGGAUUUAUACUAGCUCAUAUUUAAGUAUCAGGACUGUUCAAUUAACUAUUGUAUGCUAGUUAAGCUAAACAGAAAUUUUAGUUUAAGAUAAAUGUUUCCAGCAAGGGUUGCCAUCUCUUUUCAUACCAAUCUUUUUAUUAUUAUUAUUAUUAUUUAUAAAGCGCCAACAAGUUCUGUAGCGCUGUACAAUGGGUGGACUAACAGACACGUAUUUGUAACCAGACAAGUUGGACGCACAGGAACAGAGGGAUUGAGGGCCCUGCUCAAUGAGCUUACAUGCUAGAGAGAGUGGGGUAUAGUGACACAAGGGUUGAGUAGAAAAGUAGGUUGCUUGGAUAGUAUUAAUUGAGGGCUUAGUGUUUUGUUUUGAUGACUGUUUCAGGAGAGGAAUCGGGGUGUGGGGAGGGAAAGCUGUUCACAGUUUAAUUGAUAUGCUUUCCUAAAGAAGUAAGUUUUCAAAGAAAAUUACCAAAAUAUAUCCCUUUUGCCAUGAUAUAUUGAUAUUUGAGUUGAUUUUAGAAUAUAUUCCUAGGUAGGAGUUUAUUGUUUCUACCAGUAUCUAGAUAUUGCAACUUUAGCAGCCAUAGUCAAUUGGAUUUAUAAAUAUGUUUUUGAAGCAGAAUAGCAGAUUAAAGUAGAACACAGCUUGGCUGUUUUAACCUGAAUUUUCAAAUGUUUUUGCUUCUAAACAAUUCAAAGUUUAGAGGAUAGAUCUAGGAUAAUUGGAUUGUGGGACUCUUCAUGCAGUAUUUAGGAGCAAGCAGGGGGAUUAAAACCCACUAUUAAGGCCAUGAAAGGAAUAAUAGUCCGUAAAAUUAUACAAUACAUUUUAUUGCAUGACAUGUUCUCAUAGCCUUGGCAUAUUGAUAUAUCAUGAAGUUUAAGUAUGUACCAAAAUGGUGUUCCUAAACUUUCAUGUCUAAAAAUGGCUGACAAAAAAACAGCAUACUUCCAUUCUUUCUUGACAUUUUACACACAGUAAAAUGUUAUAAAAUUCCCUAAGCUUGCGGAGAAAAUAGCCAUUGUUGAGUCUACACACACAUUGAGUCUUGUGAAGGUAAUUUAUAAUAAAGGCUAUUAUUCAUCUUGAAGCAAUGUAACAUGUUAAAGCUUCCUUAGGUGAAAAACAGCUAUAAGUUGUAAGGGCUAGACAAGUAGUUUAAUAGGACCUGAAAGCUUUUAUAAUGUUAUAUCCCUGUCCACUUAGUUCAAUUAGCAAUAAUUACUACUGCUUAUGUGGCAUGGUGAAUGUAUAUGUUGGUCAUUUACACAACAGCGACUUAAAAUUCUGUUAUGGUUUUAAUGUGAGUCAGAGAUGUGAUUUCCUAUAAUACUUAUUCUAAGCACCCGAAUAGGAACCAAAACUAAGUCUUUGUUUCAAAGGUACCCCCAUGACUGGACUACGCAAAUCAUUUGAUCACAAUCAGCUGGUUACUGUAGCAUCCUGCCUGCUUAUGUGCAGUGGUGCCCCGUUUGACUCUGGUAAAAGUCUAAUGAAGUUUUGAUUACAUCAUUUUUCAUAUGUUAUAUUACAGCUGAUGCUGUUUUGAAGAAAGAUUAUUUUCUGAAUCUAUUGCAGCUGACGCUGCUGAUUGGCCUGUGAUGCCCAGCUUUUGUAGAACUUGAUAAUUUUUGUUUUAUUGAUGCAAUACACCUGGGCUUUGGAGUGCAUUGUCUUAAACAACCAACGGCGUAUCAUGCAUGCUAGUAUGCAAUUUGUUAAAAAAAAAUAAAAAAAAAAUAGAGAGGGUUAUUAACUAAACAGCAGAUUUUUUGCAACUGAACAAAAUUCAGUGAAAGUGACCAAAUUUCGACUGCAAUGGUAAUUCUCAAAUUUACUAAAGUCGUAUAGAGUUGGAAAAGGGUAAUUCGUCAAAAGAUGGAAACCAGGACACAGACAAUAUACAUAAAAAGUGAUGUAUAAUGUUGAAAUCUGGAUAUUUUGUGUUAUGUAUAUAAUAAUACAGUGCUAAAGGAGAAAACAAUCCUAGCAAAUAUUAGAUAAUGCCUAUCACUUGGAAAUACAAGUAUAUGUUGGUUCCCUAUAGUCAAUCUUACCACACAAGAAUAUACAAUCCGUUUCAUGUUUCAGUGAAAUUUUGCUGAGACCAUUUGGAAAUUUGAUGUGAUUUAUUAUCAAAUGAUGGCAUUAAAGUGUGUACACUGAAUUCUAGGAAACCUAGAUACAGAACUUGUGAAGCGAAGAAUUAAUUGAUGCGUGGUCCUUUUUGAUCUUUGAGUGUGAUAUUGAAUGUUAACCGUGCUGGUUACAACAAAUAUAUUCAAUUAAAACCUAUGAUCAGCAAAAGCAAUGAGAUUUAACUCUUUAGUUCCAUCAAUUGAAAGCUUGUGUAAAAUUGCGAUGAUUGAGAUUGUGGCCUGUGCCCACUGUGAUAACUUGUCAUAUUCAGAGCCCUAG